AUGGCAGACUUGUCCAUGCACUCUGAAGGAUGCAAUAUUCGACACACAAAUGUUCCACAACAACAACAGCAACAACACACAUCUGACGAAAGCACGCCAAGUAGUUACAACUCCAUAGAUGAAAACAGAAAUAUGCUUAAAAAUCUAGCGGGAGUAAUUGCGAUUAAUGCAGGUAAUGUGCGCGCAUCUGGCUUAAAAAUGGAGGAGCUGAUAUCGACGUUUGGUACAACCAAAGACACCUUGGGACUUGUCUUAGCAUGGGGGUGCACUCUUGUAUACUGCAGUUCAAGGUGUCCUCAGUUGUACAAGAACUACAAACGGAAAUCCGUCGAGGGGAUAUCUCCUCUAUUGUUUGGCUCUGCAUUAGUGGGGAAUUUGACAUAUACACUUUCAAUUUUGACCAGUUGUUCGUUUGUGGUAGGUCACCAACGGGCCCAACUUAUGUACCAAGAAUUACCGUAUAUAUUGGGCAGUUCAGGUACAAUAAUAUUUGAUCUUGUUUAUUUUUACCAAAAACGAUUAUACAAAGAUAAACGAACUCAAACCACGGUGAUGAGGCUACAACGCUGGAGCGAAAUAGAGCACGUUAAUGAAAAUACAGGAGAAAACGCACAUACCAUCAGCACGACCGUAUCUAGCACUUCAAUACGAUAUAAUCUGUUCCACCCCCAACAGCAGCAACUGCCCCUACGGCAACCAGAGAUUGAGCCUAGUGAAGCCCCGGACUGUAUACUAGAAGAACGGAUACGCUCCGUGAACUUAAUUGAUAAAACAGAUCACCAGAUCGUACCCACUUUGGCUACGGCUACUGCAUUGCCCCAUCCACUUUCCGCUUUAAGUCGAGAUGGAAUUCUUAAAUUGAGCAAAGAGGAACUAGCGCGUUUGAGUGCCAUACCAUGCGAAUUAUCCAAUGAUGAGGAAGAAACAAUAAGCAAGAAGUUUGUCAGCAUUUUUACAGAUCUUGUCGAAUCUGAUACUCGAUCGGUGAGCAUGAUCUAUUCCUCAUUAUCUAAUAGCAAAUUGAAGGAGACAAUUACCAAAGAAGCGUUGGAAGCGUUGGAAAAUAACGGCAUUGCCUCGUCGAUAAUAAGAUUUAUUUUGAAUCCUGUGAACAAGUACACCAGAGACUUGUUUGUGAGGAAUCUUAACUCGAUUAUAAAGACGCAAGAUAUGGAUAUUGAAGAUAAACGUCGUAUCCUUCUGUCAUAUUUAUACAACAUAUCCAAAACAGCAAUGAUCAACUCUCGUCCUAUUGUUCUAAAUGACGAAAUUUUCCGGCAAUUACUAGAAAUUAUAGGAGCCGCAGAUUUGUUUGCAUACCUAGUUCAUAUCAACAUGCGCCCGCUGACAUAUCUGCUUGUGAAGGAACUACGUGCUAAGCUAUUGCAUGGUAACGCAAAAACUAAAUUCAUAGCACAGACGGGAUUUUUGAAGCCUCUGCAAUACGAUUUAAAUCGGUCAACAUUCACUACAACGCACACUACAAGAGUGGUUGAGUUUUUCACAUUGGACGAAUUUAGUAAUAUAACUGUAAGUUUAGCGCAUAAAAACGAGCCUGCUCUUACUAUGUGGUCUUUGAACUGUAUGCUUACGAAGUUUCCAAAAGAGUGCGAGGCGUUAUCGGUAAGGUCCAACUACCGACUUAUGCGGCGUAAUCUUUUCCAGAUGCUCAAUACAGUUUGCCAAGUGGUUUUGCGGUUUAAAAAUGUGCAUAGCGGUCUUCAAGUGUUAAAGUACAUGAAGAAACAAAAUUUUGAUAUCAAGUUUGGUACAUACAGGACCCUUUUGGCCCAGCUUCGAAAAUCGAGAAUGUUUGAUGAGUUCGCAACGGUAUUUAAUGGGAUGGACUUGAAAAAUCUUUCUUGUGAGAGAAAAGUGCUGAUUGCGAGUGAAAUCAUGCUUUUGAUUGAAUCUAAGUACCCCACAUCUCCCAAGGUAUUGAUUGGAUAUGUGGGAGCUCUUUACUCUGGCAAAGACGACAAAACAAACAGUUUGAACAUUUUGAACGAUUUGAAAAUAUUGAGUUUACCAUAUAGUCAUGUCCCCUUGAACAGAAUCUCGUCAGUCGGUAUGGUUCAAUUGGCCAAUGUGGAUGACAAUUUGAAAGGCUUGGAUUUAGACUGCUCGUGUUUGGCAUUGGUUUACGAUGUUUUAUUUCGUUCAAUGGGGGAAGCAACAGAUCUUGGUUCUUCAAUUAUAAUGGAAUAUUACGAAAUAUUUGAGAAUUACUUACAAAACUCGUAUAUCCAUGGAUUCAAUGACCGACCGGUUACAAUUUUUUUCAACCAUUUACUUCGCAAGGAGAACAGUACUCCUCUAUCUCGCGCACUGCUGAAUGCUUAUGAAUACGCGAAAAGGAUAUUUGAAUUCUAUGACAAGUUCAGGGUUUCGGGGGAAUUGAUUACAAUUGAUAAUUUGGAGUUGCUUAUCCGCUCUGCGUUGCUCCAUCACGAUGAUUAUGAGUUUGCUACUAGAGUGUUUGAAUUUCGAAAACAAAAGAAUCUACCGUCUACGUUCCGGCAAGUUUUCCCAUUUGUUAAAAAACAUUACCUAGAUUCGAACUACCCCGAGGCCAAGAAGUGGUUUACAUAUUUAACGAACCAAGGUAUCAAACCUAGCUGGAAUGAGAUGGACGAUUUAAAGCAAAUAAGUAAAGAUCUUAAGUUAGACUUUAAUGGGUCCAAAUUCAAAUCUAGUUAUUCAAAGAAACGAAUAAGUGACAGAAAUGCUUUACAGAGAUUAAGAGUAAAUUCUAUACCUUUUACAGAAGACACCGAGACAUUAUAG
Lodderomyces oxycetoniae is the source of this 2787-nucleotide messenger RNA. RefSeq lists its product as uncharacterized. The record is from RefSeq and is a predicted model, not a curated record. NCBI's taxonomy places the organism in Eukaryota, Fungi, Ascomycota, Pichiomycetes, Serinales, Debaryomycetaceae. Gene Ontology annotation, biological process: basic amino acid transmembrane export from vacuole. The transcript is spliced from 3 exons. Bases 1 to 2787 code for a protein of 928 amino acids. Gene Ontology annotation, cellular component: fungal-type vacuole membrane.